Molecule: messenger RNA, 1788 nt
Organism: Linum trigynum
Lineage: Eukaryota; Viridiplantae; Streptophyta; Magnoliopsida; Malpighiales; Linaceae
Source: the annotation of a GenBank genome assembly
AUGGAGGAGUCUUAUGAGUCGUAUCCCAGUGAAGAGCAGCAGAUCGCCGCCCUUGAAGCCGCUCACGCGACGGCCAAUCCCGAUCACGGUUGGCAGAAGGUGACCUACGCCAAGAAGCAGCGGAAGCAAAAGCCUCUGACCGCCGCGGAUCCCGCCGGCAAAAUCAACGGUGUCCUCGUUGGUAACGACAAAGGGAACGUAUUUAAGUCCUUGGAGCAGCAAUCCGAGGAGCGGCGCCGGAGGAUUCUUGAAGCCGAGACAGCUCCCAAUGCAGCCGCCACCACCGCCAGGGCCGGCAGAUCAAGGGAUCGAUCUGACGACGACAGCGACGAUGAUGACGACAGCGACGAUGCAAGGGUUUCCAAAGAGAAUGGCAAGGGCGGCGAGGAGAAGAAAGUGAAGCAGAAGAAGCCUAAGAAGCCCAAGAUCACCGUGUCCGAAGCUGCUGCUAAGAUCGACGAGUCGGAUCUCGCUGCCUUUCUCUUGGAUAUAUCUGCUUCCUACGAGGGGCAGCAGGAGAUACAGCUCAUGAGAUUUGCGGAUUACUUUGGGAGGGCUUUCUCGGUUGUAAGUUCGGCCCAGUUCCCAUGGGUGAAGUUGUUCCGGGAGAAUCCUCUGACCAAAAUUGCCGAUGUUCCCUUGUCUUACAUUUCAGAACCUGUAUUUAAAACAUCUAUUGACUGGAUCUCUCAACAUUCAGUUGAGGCACUUGGGUCCUUUCUGCUAUGGUGUGUUGACGGUAUCCUUGCAGAUUUGGCAAGCCAGCAGGGUGGUCCCAAAGCCUCCAAGAAGGGUGGGCAGCAAACAUCUUCAAAGUCCCAGGUUGCCAUCUUUGUGGUUUUGGCAAUGGUCUUGCGCCGCAAACCUGACGCUUUGAUUAGCAUAUUGCCAACAUUGAAGGAAACUUCAAAGUAUCAAGGCCAAGACAAGCUUCCAGUUGUUGUAUGGAUGGUCGCUCAGGCCUCCCAAGCAGAUUUGGCUGUGGGGUUGUUCUCAUGGGCACAUAACCUCUUGCCCAUUGUGAGCGGCAAAAAUAAUAAUCCGCAGUCUAGGGAUUUAAUCUUGCAACUAGUGGAGAAGAUUUUAGCUGCUCCAAAAGCUAGGACAAUUUUAGUAAACGGUGCUGUUAGGAGAGGGGAACGUCUGGUUCCACCUUCUGCAUUAGAGAUGUUGCUGAGGGUUACCUUUCCUACAUCUUCCGCUAGAGUAAAGGCUACAGAGAGGUUUGAAGCAAUAUAUCAUACCCUCAAAGAGGUGGCUCUUGCUGGUUCUACUGGAAGUAAGGCUAUGAGGCAGGUGGCACAGCAGAUAUUGACCUUCUCUCUGAAAGCAGCUGGGGAAAGCAAUCAAGAGUUGUCCAAGGAAGCUGCUGGCAUUUCCAUAUGGUGUUUCACCCAGAAUCCCGAGUGCUACAAGCAAUGGGUUAAGGUGUAUGAGGACGAUUUAAAGGCAAGUGUUGCUGUUCUUAGAGGGAUUUCUGAGGGAUGGAAGAACUUCUCGGAGAAACUGGCUCCUUUCGAUCCUCUCAGGGACACUGUCAGAGAGUUUAGGCAAAAGAAUGAGAAAGCAAUGGCCAAAGGGCACAACGAUGUACUGUACAAGGAAGCAGACAAGUACUGCAAGGGGAUACAGAGUAAGCUAUCUAGAGGACAUGGCUGCUUGAAAGGUAUGGCCUUUGUGGUCGUGGCAAUGGCUGUUGGAGCUGCCGUCAUGUCCCCAAACUUGGAGGAUUGGGACUUGAAGAAGCUGUCGGUGUUGAUCAACUCUCAUUUGUCUUCUUACUACUGA